CUAUUAUCUUGGAUAAUAGUUUUCCUUUUUUCUUUCUUGCCCUAAUAGGAACAGAUGUAGCGAUGAUUUUCUACCUUUAUUGUUUAUUUAUUUCUCCUCUUUCUGUGUAGACAUAUAUAAAGUAGCACUUUAAUUUGGCACCUUCAAACUUUGCCUACUCUUUGGCUAUAUUUCUCCCCACACAACUAUUUUCUCUACACAGCAUUCUAUUCUGAGUAGUAGGGCGCUCAUGACAUGUAAAGUGCCCGACACGCUCCUUUGGUGUACGUAUCUAACGGUCUUCUAACUCGUGGCCUGUGGUGUUUCCAUCUGUCUGAGAGGGCAUGGGUGAAUGAAUCGAGCUCUUGACUGAAAACACUUCUUUUUCUCAGAAAACAAUGCAGCUCUAAUUCACACAUUUCAUGGUAGUGUUUUAAAAGAUUGAAAGAUUUCGUUGGUGUGUAUUUGUUGUGCAGUGCACCGUAUGCGUCGUGGGUCCAACCAAUUCACCUUCGUUGCGAGCUUUAGCACAGUUACCGGAACACUACGCAAUGGAAGGUCUGCCCGUAUCUACAAGAUUAUGGAUUUUGUGAUUUCACCAUGGCAGCGUAUCAAUACCACUAGGGAGGAACUUGCCUGCUUCAUCGACCAUUGCGCCUAGCUUGGGAUAGCUUCCGUUGUUACAUUCGACAAAUAGAGUUUUAUCUCGGAUUCAUGGCUGUCUUAACUAUGGUUAAUCACAGCACCAACUCGGCAAUCCCAUCCUUCUGCGUUAGAUCACAACAAUCAAAGGAUCUAUGUCAAAACAUCUUUUCUACUCGAGAUCCUUGUUGAUUGUAGCGAACAACUUUUCUCUGUUUUAGUCGACACACUACGACAUGAUGUCUCUGGCCAUACAGGACUUUUCAGCUCCCAUCAACUUUUUUCUUUUUUGAUAUAUGUCUUUGACCCUUUUGCUCAUCUCCUCGUGUAGAUGUCCUUAUGUCUAUUUUAUACGGUGAUCCUUUCCCUUCUCCUUAUCAGUGAUUCUAGUAUAGAUUAGUUUCUAGAUUUUUUGUUUGCUUACUCGCUGAGCUGUUCACUAGUAAAAGCGAAAUGUCCACCCCUAAUCUAGCACCACAGUGGCCGGAGACGAAGCCCACGGUUGCACCCACCGCUACUCCAUCGGCGUUGUCUCUGUGGGAUAAGCUGGACUUGCCCUCUCCGGACGCCGUUACCCUGUUGCAUCAGAGCAAGCGCGUAGUGUUACUGGGAAAUAUGUUCAGUGGGAAGCGAACCCUGAGCAGUCAACUGCGCCGUGCAUCGGAGUUGCAGUACACGCUAGGCGAGGACAGUCAUCACCCCACCGUCAACGAGGAGACCCGCCGCCCGUUGUACGUCCCGGCGGCCGCCUCCAACGCUGACAGCCCGCUCAUCGGCGCCGAUCCCCGGGAGGAUUCGGUCGUUUCGAUGUCUAGUUUCUCGCAAUCGCCGUGCGCGAUGACGGCAACACACGGCAGCGACCGUCUCCCACAUGGUUCAGGCCUCGCACACGACUACGUGAUCCAACGCGUGCCGCGACGCGCCGCAUCCCCCAGCAGCGGCGGUGGCGGUUCCCCGCAGGCGGGGUUCAUCCGGCAGUCGGUCGAGUUCUUCUGUUGUGAUACCGCCGGCGCGCUCUUCUCUGCGUUGCCGUCAUUGCAGUCUUUGGAAGAGGCGGUGGUGCUUCUCGUGAUCGAUGUCAGCCGUCCAGGCGAGAUACAGGCUCAACUAGAUAGCAACUAUGACGCGUUGCACGCUCACGUUUCGAAGCUCCUGUCGACACACCUACCAAAUCAAGACGAGGUCCGCCGUAUUCAGAUGAUCGAGUCUCAGCAGCAGUACUGGAUGAGGCAGGAAAAACGACUGAGAUCGUUGAGAGCGGUGCUAGCUGCGAAGGGACCUCUGAAGGAGGCGCUAGUGAGCCCUAGCGUGUGCUUGGACGAGGUGAAUGCGGAGUCCUUGCGAACCCCGCCCGAUUCAGUGUGCCCGGUGAGAAGCAUCUUGAUUUGCACCAAAACAGAUCGUUUAGAAAGGCUUUCAAAGACCCUCGAAUCAUCCCCGCUACCCGAGGAGUUGGAUGCCUUUCUUAAUCAUGUCGUGCCUGCUUCGUUGCGGGCCGACAUGCAGAGCGCUCAGCUAUCUUUGCUGCCUCUUGUGGCUCAACUUGUGCGGCAGCGUGCCAUUGCCCAUUGCAGUUCUCUGAUGGCCGUCAGCAGUCGACUCAGUACUGCCCCUAUGGAAGGUGUCUGUGGGGCCGAUCUUGCGCAUCCGUAUUAUCGCGGGCUGUGGAAUCACAUCCUGGAGCGUCUUAUGGAUGACAGUAUACCAGCAAUGGGCAACACCACAGCAGGUAGUGCUGAGCUCUUUGCUAUCGAAACCGAUCACGCAGUCCAAGAAAACGAGCUUGAGUCUCUCUGUACGGCAAACUUCUUCCCCACCGCCUUCCUGCCGUGCGGCCUUGACGCCUUAGGUCUACUCAAUCCUUUUGUGGCCUCACAGGGGGUCGGGUUUCCUUCUUCGCUGCACCUGGGUUCGCGUGCUGGUCUCGACAGUGGCGCAGGGGCACGCCCGGACGCGUUCACAUCGGCAGUACCCAUGGAAUCGGAGCCAGCCCUUGUCCAGUCCAUCAACCCGACGUCCCUUUUUAAGCUUCACCAGGGAUACCUGCAGGAGACAGUUGCAACAUCCAUUUUUUGGUCAAACCAUACAGUAGACUCCGUGUCUUCCCGCAGCAGCGUCUCUCAUCUCAGGCUAUCCACUCAGGCUCUUGAAGCAGAGAAUGAAACCGAUGGGGAUGCCUUAAUUUGGGAUUCGGUUUAG
Molecule: messenger RNA, 2820 nt
Organism: Phytomonas sp. EM1
Lineage: Eukaryota; Euglenozoa; Kinetoplastea; Trypanosomatida; Trypanosomatidae
Source: the annotation of a GenBank genome assembly